This is a messenger RNA of Colletotrichum lupini, 957 nucleotides long. RefSeq lists its product as uncharacterized. Lineage: Eukaryota; Fungi; Ascomycota; Sordariomycetes; Glomerellales; Glomerellaceae. The transcript has 8 exons. The coding region runs from base 1 to 957 and encodes 318 amino acids. The record is from RefSeq and is a predicted model, not a curated record.
AUGCCAACAGUCAAGAAGCUACAUUUGAUCCCAGCUCAUGUGUUGGAACUUGUCAAAGCUACCCAAAUCACAUUGAGAAUUUCUAUGAAAUGUCUUAGACUGAAGCUGCGAUCAGAGCCUGAAUUAUGUGAUGACCAAAGAUGUGCAGACAAAGAGGCGAAGAGGCAUGUGCCUUUCAUAUUUCCAUAUUUCCAUGUCUUGGAGCAGUUUCAGCUAGAUUAUUUAAUACACCUUUCAUCCAAACCCAGCACUUUCAUGGUCAGCUCUCGCAAGGCGCUUUUGACACUCGAAGGGUCUCGUGGCUUCCCAGAAACACCCCCCUCCCCCUCAGCUACCCCCUUUGGCGAUAAGCUGAAAGCCCUCAUAAAAGCUCAGGAAAGUCUAAUACAGAAAAUAAUUACGCCUUCACAUCAAGUCUUGCGCCAGUACCUGCCAGUAGGCCCGAAAUGUCUCCUGGUAUUGUUAAGUGAACCUUUCCCGUCUCAAGGCCACUUCGUUGUUGCAGGAUGUUUAACACAGCUGUUUAACACAGCUACCGCGUCGCCUGCAACUCUCGGUAAAGUUGGUAGCCCCGGUAGUUCCCCUGCAUCAACCAAAGUUGCUAGCGGCAGUUCAGGCGGUGGUGGAAGUGGUGAAAGUGGCGAAGGAGGCGGAGGAAGGGUAGGAGGAGAAGGAGAAGAUUCUGACGGCAGCAAUAGAGCUUCACCAACGAACAGAGGUACAGCUUCAGGCGCAGCGAUCGUACAAGUCCCAACGGCCAGUGUCCAGGCCGUCCGGUCCGGCAAGUGGAGCGCUUGGCAUGCGUCUGAGAAAGAUUUCAUCACAGCUUCCGCACCUACCUCUCAAAUAUUGCCGUCCAAUGCAAAGCUUAGAUUCACCUCAAACGUUACUCCCUGCCUUGUGGAAGCCAUUGCCGCAUCAUUAUCUGCUAUGUUCAACGUUUUUGUUGAUGACUGA